AUGAUGAUGGCUAAUAUCGUGGGAAAUCCGCACGAUUUCUUCAGUUAUACGAGUGGGCGAUGGGUCUGGGACGAGGAGGAACAGCUUAAAGAGAGAUAUCGUAAAUUUGAUAUCCUUGAGUUACAAAAAGUUGCUAUAGAGUCGGCAUGUGCUGGGUCCUGUGUCCGUAUGGAAAAGCUAGGAGAAGGAUCAUACAACAAAACUUUCAGGCUUGUUAUGGCUAGUGGCAAGGUGGUUGUCGCUCGGAUUCCAAACCCAAACGCUGGACCAGCUUUCCUGACGACAGCUUCUGAGGUUGCAACGAUGGACUUUUUAAGAAACACACUUCACCUUCCCGUCCCAAAAGUUCUUGCUUGGAAUUCUUCAGUGGACUCUACGAACCUUGUAGGUUCCGAGUACAUCAUCAUGGAGUAUGCGCCUGGGAAAAAUCUUGCCGAUAUUUGGACAGAUAUGGACCUUGAGCAUAAGAUUCAAACAAUGGAGGAUGUAGUGAGUAUACAACAAAAGUUGUUAUCUGUGAGGUUUUCUGCAGACGCACCGUCAGGUUCUCGUCCUGCAAUAGUCGAAGGAGACAAAUUGUCGCGAGAACUCAAGACAGAUAUCACCAAUCGGUUUUCUAUUGGACCUGUGGUAGACACAGCGUUCUGGAGCAAGACACGGGGCAAUAUGGAGAUUGAUCGUGGCCCCUGGAUAUCCACAGCGGACUACAUACAAGCUCUUGCAUUUCGAGAGAUUGCUUGGAUCCAAAAAUAUGCAACACCACGUUCCCUCGAUGACCCAUUUUUCGUUUCACAUAGCCAAAACACCCCAGCUGAGCAUAUUUCCCUUCUUCAGAUAUAUUUAUCCGUUGCUCCUUAUCUGCUACCACGAGAGGAAGACCUUGUGGGGUCAUUCUUAUGGCAUACAGACCUUCGUACUCCUAACAUUUUUGUCAAUGACAAGGGGAAUAUCACCAGUAUCAUUGACUGGCAAAGCAUAUGGGCUGGUCCCUUGUUCCUAGAGGGGCGUCACCCUCAUUUUCUCGAUUAUAAUGGUGAUAUGAUUCUAGAACUACCCAAAGACUUUAAGCAGCUUGAUGGAAAUACUCAAACUUCUGUCAAGGACCAAGUAACCAACUCGAUAUUAUUGUAUCUGUACGAGAAAUACACAGCAGAAAGGUGCCCGGUCUUGAGCAGAGUGUUUCGGUACCCAAAUGGCAUGACGAUGACAGAUCCAAUUCGGUUUGUAGGAAAUACUUGGGAGGGGGACAUUUUACCGCUACGAGAGUCUUUGAUUAGGUUACAAAAAAAGUGGGAUUCAUUAGAGUAUUCUGUUAAAUGUCCUCUCAAUUUCACCCCAGAAGAAAUUCGAAAACACUAUGAAGAUGGGGAAGGUUGGAACAAGGUCCAGGACUUUUGGGAUUCUUUAUCCGGAAUCAUGGGUAGAGACGGUUGGACAUCACAUGCAACUUACGACAAAGCCAAUUCCAUUUAUUCCCAGAUCUUGGCAAAGGAUCGAUCAUCCUUCUAG
Messenger RNA from Talaromyces rugulosus, 1509 nucleotides. RefSeq lists its product as uncharacterized. The record is from RefSeq and is a predicted model, not a curated record. The coding region runs from base 1 to 1509 and encodes 502 amino acids. NCBI's taxonomy places the organism in Eukaryota, Fungi, Ascomycota, Eurotiomycetes, Eurotiales, Trichocomaceae. Gene Ontology annotation, cellular component: mitochondrion. The transcript is spliced from 5 exons.